AGAUUUUACAGAGACGCAGGGCUUUGUAGAGAGAGAGAGAGAGAGUGAUAGAGAGGGAGAUAAAGAGAGAGAAAGGUGAUUACAUAAAGCUCUCCUUUUUCAGACGACGAAAAGGCGCUUUACUGUGUUUCCUUGUCGGAAAAAUGUCGUCAGAGAAUCAGGAAUCGGAGGCUCAACUAGAGUUGGGUGAAGAGAAACAGGACUCUCAGGAGAAGGACUCAAACCCGGUAAAGGCAGAGGAAGCCAAGCUAAAGGCCAAGUACCCCAACCUGGCCCAAAAACCCGGAGGCUCUGACUUCCUGAUGAAGAGAUUACAGAAGGGACAAAAGUACUUUGACUCUGGUGACUACAACAUGGCAAAAGCUAAGAUGAAGAAUAAGCAGCUGCCUGCCACAGGAGAUCACAUCCCUACCCCUCAGGACCUGCCGCAGAGGAAGUCCUCACUGGUCACCAGCAAGCUAGCAGGAUAGAACACACUCACAUAUACACACACAUACACACACACACACACACACACACACACACACACUCACAUACUUACCCUCCUCAAGCUUCAUGGGCCAGUCAUACGAACCAUCUACUGUUCACACUGCACUGCGCCUCCCCCCACAGACCGGAGCUGCCCCUCCGUUCUCCCUGUCUCAUCAGUUUGGAUUUAAAGAAGAUUUGGGACAAAAUGGAUACACAGAAUCAAGAAGAAAUGUAAAUGAACCCCACACACACCCUACUCACAUUUUCUCAGACGAAAGGCUGUGUUUGACCUGUGUCAGCUGAGAGAGAUUGAGGGA
Molecule: messenger RNA, 788 nt
Organism: Chanos chanos (milkfish)
Lineage: Eukaryota; Metazoa; Chordata; Actinopteri; Gonorynchiformes; Chanidae
Gene: ensaa
Product: endosulfine alpha a
Exons: 3
Coding region: 144-470 (108 amino acids)
Cellular component (GO): cytoplasm
Molecular function (GO): protein phosphatase inhibitor activity
Source: RefSeq, a predicted model, not a curated record